Molecule: messenger RNA, 3256 nt
Organism: Drosophila mojavensis
Lineage: Eukaryota; Metazoa; Arthropoda; Insecta; Diptera; Drosophilidae
Gene: Prp4k
Product: serine/threonine-protein kinase PRP4 homolog
Exons: 8
Coding region: 146-2950 (934 amino acids)
Biological process (GO): peptidyl-serine phosphorylation; peptidyl-threonine phosphorylation; mRNA cis splicing, via spliceosome
Molecular function (GO): ATP binding; protein serine/threonine kinase activity
Source: RefSeq, a predicted model, not a curated record
CAGUUUUUUGGUCGCGAACUGGUAGCAAACGUUUGGACACAAGUUAAAUGCAAAUAUAAAAUCGCACGCCAAAACUUAAAAGUUAAAUUUGUAAUAAUAUUAAGUAGGUAGAACUGCAUGCCCAAGCUACAAUCCAUCAUACACAAUGACGAGUGACGACAAGAGCAGUUACGACUCCAGUGACAACAGCGAGGCUGAGGAGCGACACGCCAAGCAUAAAAAGUCUAAAAAGCAUAAGAAACACAAAAAGUCGAGCAGCAGUGAAAAGGUGCACAAAAAGCACAAGAAAUCGAAAAAGCGCCAUCAGCGUCACAGCGAAUCUUCAAAUGCAUCCGAGAAGCAGCAGCUCAUACGAAACAAUGCAGUGACUCAAGGUCUGAGUAGCAAAUUUACUGAGUUGAUGCAAGCCAGUCGCGAGCGUAGCUCAAAACUGACGGCCAAUGGCGCCGACUUUCGUAUUGUCAAACCAAAUACAGACCCAUGCAGCUUGGUUGAAGAGAUUACCAAGACCAUACAGAACAAGGUGCGGCCUGUACUUGAAGUGGCCACAUCUGGUAGUGAGAGUGAUGUCCCCAUUGACAUAGCCAGUCCUGUGUUGAUGCCAGAUAAGCUCGAGGAUGAGCUAAAUUUGGAGGAGCUAAUGCGACAAAAGGCACUUCUGCAAGCACGCCUGGGUGCCUACAUGUCUGACACUGAAGGCGAUGAGACUCGUUCCAAUUCGUUGCAGCUCAAGCGUCCACUGCAGCAACCCCAGCAGCCACAGCAACCCGUAGUUGCAGCUAUCGAGGCGCCGAAGCGUAGGCCGAACUCGCAGUCUGCACUGCAGCUGGCAACUGCAACUAGUAAACAUGCUAAUAAUAAACAGUCUAACAUCAAUAACUCAAACGAACCCGAUGUUAUAUUAUUGGAUGAUUCUAGCGGUAGUCAGCGUACGCCCUCGCCCACACCAGAGAAGCGAAGACGACAAUCAUCGCCCAUCCCACAAAGAAGUCGGCCACAGCAGCAGCGAGACUCGCGUGAUCGUCGUUCGAUCCGAGAUCAACGAAGUCGCACGCCUCGCCGACGCAGUGAGCAACAGCUACAGCAGCAGCAGAGACGUCAUCACCAAGAGUACAACAGGAACAUGGAGGAUCUGCGACAGGAGAUCAAUCGUGACAAGCAGCGAGAGCGACGCGAACAAAGUCGUGAUCGUGAAAGGCGACCAGAGAGAGAUAAUCGACAGCAGCAGUCAGAGCGUGGAGGUAGGCAGCGCGAGCGCGAGCGCGAACGAGAGCGUGAUCGUGAUCGCGAUCGCGAUCGCUGGCAACGUCCACGGUCGCAUAGUCGUAGUAAGUUUGAGUCAGAUAGAAGGCGUGAGCGUGAGCGUCAGCUGGAGCAGGAUCGGGGCGGUGAACGUGGCACAGGAUCUGGACGUGGAGCACGCUCUGGCAAUGGUGUGGGCGCCACCGAUCGCGAUCGCUAUAAAGGCUCUUUAAGCGAGGGGCAGAAAAUGCACGAAAAGGAGAGCAGCGACGAGGAAUCCAGUCUUGACAUAGAUAUCAACGAGGACGAGGAUGAUGAGGAGCGUAUCAUUGAGAUGCGUCGCAAGCAACGUGAGGAGCUUGUCAAGAAACUGGUUACCACUGAGGGGAAAUCGCGUACAACCAGCCCGACGCCUCGCAAGUCGAAUUCAUAUGAAUCGAGAAGCAUUUCACCCGUCUCCUCGAAACCCGAGCAGAUGCAGCAUUCGCCAACGAUUGAAAAAGAAGAGCAGCCGCCUGCUAAGCCCGAAGCGUUCGAUGCAAAUGCUUCGAAGAACAGCACAGUUAAAGAGAAACGCAACGAAUGGGACAUGUUUGCCGAUCAGGAUGUUGAUUCAAAUUUCGAUUCCCCCAGUACGAUAGUGCACAGUAAGCAUCAAAUUGAGAAUCCUGCUCUAACUGACAAUUGGGACGAUGCGGAGGGUUAUUAUCGUGUGCGCAUUGGUGAGGUACUGGACAAUCGCUACCUCGUCAGUGGCUACACAGGACAAGGCGUGUUCAGCAAUGUGGUGCGCAGCAGGGAUCAGGCGCGUGGCUCGGCCAAUGUGGCUAUCAAAAUUAUACGCAACAACGAGAUCAUGCAUAAGACAGGUCUACGUGAGCUGGAAAUCCUUAAAAAACUCAACGAUGCGGAUCCUGAUGAUCGUUUCCAUUGCCUUCGUUUAUAUCGGCACUUUUUCCACAAGCAGCAUCUUUGCAUGGUAUUUGAGCCGCUGGCCAUGAAUCUGCGCGAGGUGCUCAAGAAAUAUGGCAAAAAUGUGGGUCUUCACAUAAAAGCGGUGCGCAGCUAUACUCAGCAACUGUUCCUCGCUCUUAAGCUGCUGAAGAAGACGGGCAUACUGCAUGCGGAUAUCAAGCCCGAUAAUAUUCUAGUUAAUGAGAAUAAUUUGAUAUUGAAGCUGUGCGAUUUUGGCUCUGCAUCGGCCAUCAGUGAGAAUGAAAUAACGCCUUACUUGGUAUCACGUUUCUAUCGAGCACCUGAAAUAAUAUUGGGUAUACCCUAUGACUAUGGCAUUGAUACGUGGUCAGCCGGUUGCACUAUCUACGAACUAUAUACGGGCAAGAUAUUGUUCAGUGGCAAGAGCAACAAUCAGAUGCUUAAAUUCUUUAUGGAUGUAAAGGGCAAGAUACCCAAUCGCAUCAUACGCAAGGGACAAUUCAGAGAACAGCAUUUUGAUCAAAGCUGCAAUUUCCUUUAUCACGAAAUAGACAAAUUAACAGAGAGGGAAAAGAUCGUCGUGAUGCCUGUGGUGAAGCCUACCCGCAAUUUGCAACAGGAGCUAAUCGCUGAUCAGAACUUACCCGAUGAUCAGCAUCGCAAGGUGACACAGCUCAAAGAUCUGCUGGAGAAUAUGUUUGCCUUGGAUCCGGGCAAACGUAUAUCGCUAAAUCAGGCACUCACACAUCCCUUUAUACAGGAGAAAAUGUAGCUCCAAACCGCACAGAGAGCGACACAAUAAACGUAAUUCAAUUAUUUGUAGACUAUAAGAAAUUACGUUAGAACAAGUUUAUCGAGUUAUUAUUAUCACCCGAGCUACAAAAACCACACACUCAGCUAUAAAUAGACUAUCUACUACCUAUCUAUCUAUCUUUCUAUAUAUAUAUAUAAAUCCGUAUAUAUCUUGAUUGUAAGCAUAUGUACAUAAUGUUCAGUGGUUCGGCCGAAUUGUUAUUUGUGUGUGCGUGCUUACACGAACUUAAUAUGUAUAAAACUAAGUAAUACAUACUAUAUAUAU